GCGCCGCGGCUGCCGCGCGCGUGCUGAGUCCGGAUAGGGCAGCGGCGCCUCGGGCCCAGCGGGCAUGGGUCAUGGCUCCGCUUUCUCUGCAGCUGGCGGUUCUCUACGCGGCACUCGGAGCGGCGCUGGCGGCCGCGGGCCUGAUACUGAUCUCCUUCGUUGCGUUCAUAACUGCAAGGGAAAUGCCUCCCCUCCAUCGGCACGAAAAGGAGAAGUUCUUCCUGAACGCCAAGGGGCACAAGGAGGCCCUGCCUGGCAUCGGGGACCCGCCCACCAAGCAGCUCUCUGUGGUCGUGCCUUCCUACAACGAGGAGAAGCGGUUGCCUGUGAUGAUGGAUGAAGCCCUGGGCUACCUGGAAGAGAGGCGGAGACGAGACCCCACCUUCACCUACGAGGUGAUCGUGGUGGACGACGGCAGCAAAGACCAGACUUCAAAGGUGGCCUUUGAAUACUGCCGGAGGCACGGGAGCGACAAGGUGCGCGUGAUCACGCUGGCGAAGAACCGGGGGAAAGGCGGUGCCGUGAAAAUGGGCGUUUUCAGUUCUCGAGGAGAAAAGAUCCUCAUGGCAGAUGCUGACGGAGCCACAAGGUUUGCAGACGUCGAGAAACUCGAACAGGGACUUGACGGUCUACAGCCUUGGCCGGUGGAGGGCGGCGCCGAGCCCUGUUCUGCUGUCCCCACAGCCUGGGAGCUGGAGGUCCGGCCCGGCUUGUGCAUCCAGGAGCACCCUCCCUGUUCUGCAGCCGCGUGGCUGGCCUUGCGGGAGGACAGCCAGUUACCCGCCCCGGACGACACAGGUGUCGGCCGCACAGAGGAGGUCGGCCGGCCGGGAGAGCUGCCAGCCAGGCCGCCCGGUCGGAGGAGGGGCGUGUCAGUGUUGCUGGUAAUGGUUCCCGGCUGCCUUCCCACUUGGGGUGGAAUGGCCGUGGCCUGCGGAUCUCGGGCUCACUUGCAGGAGGAGUCGGUCGCUCAGCGCUCGUACUUCCGCACCCUGCUCAUGUACGGCUUCCACUUCCUGGUGUGGUUCCUCUGCGUCCGCGGGAUCCGGGACACGCAGUGCGGGUUCAAGCUGCUCACUCGGGAGGCGGCGACCCGGACCUUCUCCUCGCUGCACGUGGAGCGCUGGGCGUUCGACGUGGAGCUGCUGUAUAUAGCGCAGCGCUUCAGGAUCCCCGUAGCCGAGGUCGCCGUGGCCUGGACUGAGGUCGAAGGUUCCAAACUGGUCCCGUUUUGGAGCUGGCUGCAGAUGGGCAGGGACCUGCUUCUCAUCCGCCUGCGGUACGCCACCGGGGCCUGGCGGCUGGGGCGGGCCGGGGAGGCGGAUUAGCGCGGUGCCGUCACGCUGUGCUGUGUCCUGGCGUUUUCCGUUGGAAUUAAAAUUUUUCGUAAAGUUAGGAUGAACCUC
Molecule: messenger RNA, 1406 nt
Organism: Artibeus jamaicensis (Jamaican fruit-eating bat)
Lineage: Eukaryota; Metazoa; Chordata; Mammalia; Chiroptera; Phyllostomidae
Gene: ALG5
Product: ALG5 dolichyl-phosphate beta-glucosyltransferase
Exons: 11
Coding region: 72-1328 (418 amino acids)
Cellular component (GO): endoplasmic reticulum membrane
Source: RefSeq, a predicted model, not a curated record